Messenger RNA from Aspergillus sclerotioniger CBS 115572, 4515 nucleotides. Its product is annotated as ATP dependent DNA ligase domain protein. The transcript has 12 exons. Gene Ontology annotation, biological process: DNA recombination; nucleotide-excision repair, DNA gap filling; double-strand break repair via nonhomologous end joining. Gene Ontology annotation, molecular function: DNA ligase (ATP) activity; ATP binding; iron ion binding. The record is from RefSeq and is a predicted model, not a curated record. Bases 1 to 4515 code for a protein of 1504 amino acids. Gene Ontology annotation, cellular component: DNA ligase IV complex. NCBI's taxonomy places the organism in Eukaryota, Fungi, Ascomycota, Eurotiomycetes, Eurotiales, Aspergillaceae.
AUGUCUUACUCAUUCAUCGAUCACGUAGGCCAGGGGCAACGGCUUGGUCUGAUGGCCAUGGUGCUCUUCGCAGCGUUGGUGUUGCGCUUCGCGAUGAAGUUGUCUCAAGCCCGAAUGAAAUUUAGGAGACUUCGGUCCCAGCACAUAUUCUACCGAGAUUGGGCCUUCGACGCGAACUUCAUCCAGACCUUUGGCUUCUACAUGAGUAAAUACUGGAUGAAAUUUUUUCCCGGCGAGAAAGAAUGCCCCCCAGUAAUAUACGUCGAUGUGUGGCCGAUAUCACGGCCCAUGGCAUUUUCCUUGAAAGCCUACGUAUCUAAUCAAAUGGAGAUUGGGAGCAGCCUGCCAAAAUCUCCCAUGCAAGGAGUCUUUUUGGAUCCCAUCACAAGCGGGAAGGACCUCAACUGCAUGCAUGGUGAGUGGCGCAUGUGGCGCUCGAGAUUCAACCCGGGAUUCAGUCGAGGUAACAUCCGGACCUGGAUCCCGGCUGUCCUGGAGGAGAUUGAAGCCUUCGCCCAUGCACUCAGAAACCUGUCUGGUGGGACCGGUGAAUGGGGUCAGGUAUUCCCCAUGGAGCAGAUAUCCAGUAAUCUCGCUUUCGAUGUCACGGGGAGGGUAGUUCUUAACACUCGCUUGAACUCUCAAUCGCCAUAUCCCUCACCCUUUACCCUCGCCUUUCGAGAGCAACUAGCUCGCAUGGAAGUAACUCUAAGCCCUCGCAAGCUCCUGUGGAGGGCGACUCCAUGGUUUAAACUCGUGAGAGCAUUGGCGGGUUACCCCAGGCCCACGCACGAUAAUCCGGUCGGCAGUGGAGGAAUACUCCAGAGAGCUUGCAACCAGUUGAUGAUAUUCUUCUUUGGUGGUGAUGAUGCGCUAUCCAUCACAAUUCCUCGUAUCUUCAGACAACUGCAAUUGAAUCAGGAAUGCGUGGCCAAGUUGCAGGCUGAACAUGACGCAGUGCUGGGCUCCGAUCCAAGCCUAGCUGCUGUUAAGGUCCGGGAAGCACCCCAUAUCCUGGAUUCACUACCGUAUACCUUGGGUGUUAUUAAGGAGACCCUGCGCAUGAACCCCGCUACCAUCACCGUCCGGGAAGGCUUGCCUUCCUUCAACUUUCGGAUUGAUGGUGCAGACGAGCCAUGGCCGACAGAUGGCUUUGACCUUUUCGAUAGCUCCAUCUCCAUUCAUCACGAUCCAGAGGUCUUCCCUGAUCCCGACAAGUUCAUCCCAGAACGGUUCCUGGUCCCAAAGAGUGAUGCAUUGCAUCCAGCCAAGAACAUGUGGCGUGGGUUUCAACUUGGGCCUCGAGAAUGUAUCGGGCAGGAACUGGCCAUCGUUGUGCUAAAGCUCGUCUUAGUAUUCACUGUCCGAACAUUUCAUGUUGAAAUGGCCUGGGACGAAUGGGAUGAAUUGCGAGAGCUGCAGGGGCAACAUCACACGCCAAAGAUGGUGCUCCGAUGCACGUCAGAAUACGGAUCUCAUCCGACAGUCAAAGCAAUCAAAAGCAAUCAAAUACCGAGAGCAUUGACCUCAUGCUACACGGAGAUGAAGAGUAGAGUAUGCGCUGCGUAUGACACUCAUAACCGAGCUGGCUUCUUCAAACGUCGCGCCCUCCGUCACGACUUCUAUAUGGGGUUCAAGUUUGCUCACCUAUGCGAUCUACUAUCAUCCCUCGAGAGCAACAGGCUCGUGAAAGCUGCUCAUGAGGCCAAAGCCAUCAAUUCCGAUGCUCGGGCCGUGACUCGAUGGUUCGCCCAGUAUGACAAGCAAAUCCGUGAUAACACUACCGACCAAUUGGCCCUUCUUUCCUGCAUGUUUCCAGAGAAACGGACGGACCGCGUCUAUUGGCUACAAGCGACAAAGUUAGAGAAAGUAAUAGCUCGGUGCCUGCUCCUGGGAAGUUCCCGGCGUCAGGAGCUCGAGCGCUGGUGCGUCUCGGGGGGGAUAGAUCUAGGACAAGCCGUGGAGAAUGUCAUGCGACAGGCCGAGAAUCAUGUCAUCAGUGGGCAAGAAGUCACUGUGGAAGAGAUCGAUUAUGCCCUGAAAAGGAUUGCUUCUCGUUGCAAGUUCUCCGGUCCUCAGGUGCGAAGACAGCGUACGGCUGUUAAUGUGGAUGAGGAGCUAUCGUCACUAUAUCGACGACUGAGUAGCAGGGAAGCCAAAUGGCUCACACGAAUGAUACUAAAAAGUUACUUCCCUGUCAUUCUACCGAUGAAGUUGACUAUGAGAAGCGUCCAUUUUCUACUUCCGCAUCUACUUCUGUUCCAGGAUUCCUUUGAGAGUGCUUUGAGCAUGCUCACCUCUGGCCCUAUGAGCCAUUUUCCUCCACACCCGGAACCUGAUCUAGCCCAAGAUCUGGGACUCAUCGCCUUGCGGUAUCUCAGUCCGGAUGUCGGAGUGAAGAUAGGACGCCCGGACUACUAUAAGGCUAGGAGCAUCAAACAUUGCUGUCGCAUGAUUGGCAACCGCCGUAUGAGUAUAGAAAGAAAAUAUGACGGUGAAUACUGCCAGAUACAUAUCGACCUUUCCAAGCGUCUGAAUCCCAUUCAGAUAUUCUCCAAGAGUGGCAAAGAUUCAACUGAGGACCGGGCCGGCAUCCAUCAAGUCGUCAGCGAUUCCUUGAAACUAGGAAUGCCCGGUUGCAAAAUCUCCCGUCGAUGCAUUCUAGAAGGUGAAUUGCUUGUCUGGAGUGAUAAACACGGCAAUAUCGUGGAUUUCCACAAGCUGCGUAGAUUUAUAUCUCGAUCGGGCACUUUCAUCGGUAUCGGAAGCGAUUCCCCGCCACAGCCGUAUGAACACUUGAUGAUAGUGUUUUUUGACAUCCUACUCGUCGAUGACAACGAUAUCAUACAAGCUAUUCCUGGACGCGCUGAUAUCUCUGAACAAUGGGUCUUGGACUUCUCGCGUUAUGAGAGCCAGUCACGACUGGAGAGUAUUUUUCAGAAAGGCAUAUAUCAGCGAUGGGAGGGAUUUGUGCUGAAAGGAUGCGAAGACCCCUACUUUACAAUAUUUCCCCGCGAAGUGAGCAAUUCCUCCGGCCAUUGGAUCAAGUUAAAGAAGGACUAUAUACCAGGACUGGGCGAUACCGUGGAUCUUGCAAUUAUUGGUGCGAGGUAUGACUCUCAGGAUGCCAUGGUGCUCCAGCGAGUCAAGAAACUGUUAUGGACAGAAUUCUUUAUCGGGUGCCUUGUCAACAAAGAAGAUGUUGUGCAGUUUGGUGUCACGCCCAAAUUUCGGUUAUUGGAUGUCAUCAACCACAACUGCAUGAAUAUCAAGCAUAUGCAGAUCCUCAGUCAAUUUGGAGAAUUCUCCGCUUGCAACACAGACUCGGGACAUGGCUUCAUGCUUGAGUACGGGGAGAGUAUCAGCACAAGCCUGGAUGUCGUCUUCAAGAACCCCUUCGUUGUUGAGAUGUUAGGCAGCGGCUUUGAGAAGCCAUCAGGUGCCAGAUAUUUUGCACUUCGCUUUCCAAGGAUUAUCAAGAUCCAUUGGGAUCGAUCAUUUGAGGAUGCAGCCGAGGACCCCGAUGACCUGGAGUACGAUUCCGCCAAACGGUUGAAGCAGGGAAAUCCUGCAUCAGACUAUGGUACGGAUAAUUCACAGAGCCUUGAGACCACAGAAAGCUCUCUUACUAGGGCUAGUGAAAAUCAGACUAGCGAGGUAUCCAUACCCCUUUCGAACCUUGCAUCGGCCUCUCAUGGCUCCUUGUGUGAUCCAACAAGACAGCGACAGCCAAAACGUCGUCAUGAAACCAGCGCCAUGCAACGUGUCAUUCCCAUUCAUAGGGACCCAAGUGGAGACUCAUCACCAUCACCACCACCACCUAUGGAUUACAAUGUGCAUGGCCAGUACUUGACGGACAAUGAGAAUCUGUCUUCCCAUACAACAGGCCAAAGGAAGAACUCGGCCCACAUAACCGAAUCUUCUCACAAAGUGAAGGCUUCCCGAGAACGUCAAGGGUUUGAGGCCCCCAGUGAUCCACUCAAAUCUACAGAAGCCAAUCUGUCCCGAGGAUAUCCCAACCACAUCCCUACUGGGAGUCAAAAACCAGGAAAACGCCUUCAGUCACCACUGAAGCAAAUCCCUAUAUACGUCCACCACUUCUCUCCAAACGAAAACCUCACUCCCCUUCCUAUCCCAGCUACAUGGCGAACAUCGUCUACUCUCAACCCCUUCCUCCGCACAUUACUCUCCCAAUACUCUCAAUCUCUCCUCAAGACAUCGAACCCUCACGCCGCCUCCCAAAACACAGUCUACGGCCUGAUCAUUCUACCCAGCAAGCAAAACGCUCUCGGAACAGUCCUUCCCGACCUCAGAAGAGGGCUAUCCAAAACCCUACAACCUUACCACCCCGCCAAUCCCCAAACCGGGAAGAUCUUCAUCCUCGACUCGAACCUCCUCAGCCUCACCACCACAACUCACAACGACACGCGGUUCUGCCUUCGCCAGACCUGGGAAAACAUCAGUAAGGAAUCCUUCUUUGCUUGUGUCAAAUGGAGCUUCAAAGGCCCUCCGUGA